Messenger RNA from Falco peregrinus (peregrine falcon), 2554 nucleotides. RefSeq names its product transmembrane protein 59 like (gene TMEM59L). NCBI's taxonomy places the organism in Eukaryota, Metazoa, Chordata, Aves, Falconiformes, Falconidae. Bases 131 to 1120 code for a protein of 329 amino acids. The record is from RefSeq and is a predicted model, not a curated record. The transcript has 8 exons.
CGGCAGGCUGCGGCGGCUCCCCCCGCCCCCGGCUCCCCCCGCCGCCCCCGCCCGGCGCACGGCGCGUCACGGCGGGGCCGGCGGCGGCGGUGGGUGCGCUCCGCUCCGCGCUCCGCGCCCCGCGCCCGCCAUGGCGGCCCGGCGCCCCCGGGCCCUGCUCGCUCUCGGCCUGGCCCUGGCCGCCGCCGCCGCCGCCGCCGACCCCUUCUCGCCCCAGCUGGGGGACACCGCCGGGUGCCGCGGGCAGUGCGGCCGCAGCCUGCCGCGCCGAGCCGCCGCCGAUGCUGUUCUCAACGCCUGUUACCGGGGCUGCCGGCUGUUCUCCAUCUGUCACUUCGUGGAUGCGAGUGCCGAGCUGAACACAACCAGAGCCGAGUGUGAAGCAGCGUGCGCCGAAGCCUACAGCAACGCAGAGGAGCAGUUUGGCUGCGUGACAGGGUGCCGCAAGCAGCUGCCUGAGGUGGAGAACAGGAAGGAGAAGAGCCUGGAGCUGAAGGUGCCAUCAUUCUCCGUGUUCGAUUUGGUCUCCACCUUCUGCAACGACAUCGUCAGCUCUGCCCAGAGCUUCAUCUCUUCCACCUGGACCUUCUACCUGCAGGCGGACGAUGGCAAAGUCGUGGUGUUUCAGUCCCAGCCCGAGAUGGAGUAUCCAGUACCCGAGGUGCCGGAGGUGCAGCCAGCGCAGCCGGGACCAGGGUCCAGCCCCCGUGUCCUGCAGCCCCACACAGGCCCCCGGGUGAAGGGGGAGAAGCCCCCCGUGAAGAAGCCACGGGGCAAAGCCAAGGCACAGCAUCCGGACCCCCCGCAGCCGGAGCACGACUUCCUCGGCUGCAUGUCCAAGCGCUCGGGCCUUCCUCGCUGGAUCCUGGCUGCCUGCCUCUUCCUCUCCAUCAUGGUGAUGCUGUGGCUGAGCUGUGCCAGUUUGGUGACCGCCCCUGAGCAGCACGUCAAGACCCAGCCUCUGAGCAUCAACGGGGACAAGGAGUACCUGGAGGACCUGGAUGGCCCAAGCACCUUCCCCCUGCCACCCGUCAUUGCUGUCACCCUGUGCCCUGCGCACGGUGGUGAGGAUGCGGGGCCACUGCCCCUCAAAGUCGACCUGGACAAGACCAUCCUGUAGUGCUCCCACCCCUUCCUGUCACCUCCACACCACCUCCCUGUCACCUUCCCCAUGGCGUCAUCCCCGGUCCUGCUCCGCUGCCCUGUGUCCCUGGCUCCUGGCGGGGCAUCUCUGGCUCUGGCACGGAGGGGACCGGGGGGUGCGAUCGGGCUUGGCUCCGCUCUUCUCCCCAGGGAUGGCCACUGCGGAGGAGGCUCCCAGGAGCCAGGCUGCGGCUUCGCCUCCUCCGUAGAUGUUCUGUUUUCUGGGAUCCUGGCUGCCAGCACUCAAGAGCCAAAAGAGGAGCUGCCAGAGUGGGGAGGCCGGGGGGAGCCCGUCCUCAUGGUGGGGCGGUCUGUCUCCUCCCGACCGGAGCCCCCAGGGCCCCGCAGCCCUCCGGGCAUGGGUCCAGCGCUGGGCAGGAGGGAGCCGGCUGCAGUGGGGGAUGGAGAGUGUCUGCAGCGUUCUGGGCUUUGGCUCGGCACAUCCCCAGCCUCCCACCUUGGGCUGAGCCUCCAAGGCGCCGUCUCUGGCCCUGAGAACUCCCUUCCGCUGGCCGGAGCCGAUUGCCUUGGGGAGCCGAAACGUGGCGAAUGGAUUUGGUGUUGGCAGCUGGAGAGAAGAGCAGAUCUCGCUGCCUCCAUGCCCACGCGAGGACCCAGCCAGCCCCUUCCUGGAGCUGUGGAGGGGCCCCGGGAUGGCUCCUUCCCCUCCCUGCUCCGUGAUGCCUUGCGGGUGGCUGGCCCCAGUGCCGACGGGUUGCUGGGACCAAGCAGGGGACGAGGUGGUGUUUCCCUGCCUCGUGCUGUCAUGGCGCAUUCGAGCUUGGGCAGGAGGUGGGAGCUGCUGGGAUGCCUCCGUCCUGGGCUCAGCAUCCCUGCCUGGAGCCGGGAGCAGCUCAGCCUGCGGGGCUGUAGCUGAUGGCAGGACCUAGCAGCAGCCAGCCUCCGGGUCCCCGGGCUCACAGCCCUGCCCUGGAAGUAGGGGGCCGGCCCUGGGGUCUCCCAGCCAAGUGGGGUCCCCCUCGGCUCACCCCAGCACAGCCCCUCGGUGUGGAGGGGUCCCUUCCCUCCCCCUGCUCCACAGGGCUCUGCCUCUGCAGCCAGGCUCAGUGCGAGCUGGGGCAUCUCCCCAUAUCCCCACCGUUCUCCAUCACUUGACUUCAUGCGUCGUUUCGUGGUUUGAUUUGCAGCGGCAUGUGGUUCAUCGGCCCCCAGCCCCCCGUGGGGCCACCCCCGCGCGCGGAGGGAUGGCUCGGCGGUCCCUGCCAGCCCCGUGUCCACCUAACACAGUCUGUACAGAUUAACUUAUUGCCCGCGACUCCCCACCCUUGGGUUAUUAGGCUCCCUCCCUGUGCUGGCUGCUCCCCGGCGCUGAGCGGUCUCAGGGGGCCAUGGCGUGGUGGGGUGGGGGGGCUCUGGUCCCUGGUCCCCAUCCCCGCCGAUUUUGUGCUGC